Molecule: messenger RNA, 2253 nt
Organism: Thecamonas trahens ATCC 50062
Lineage: Eukaryota; Apusomonadida; Apusomonadidae
Exons: 2
Coding region: 579-2141 (520 amino acids)
Source: RefSeq, a predicted model, not a curated record
CCCCACCUUUACACCAUGGCGCAGCAUGGUGAUGAUGUGGAGCUGUCGAUGGAGCGGAAGAUCAUGUUUGGCAAGUUUCUGGCGGCGACCAACAAAGGGACGAGGGACAAGGCGAUGAGGGAGCUGCGCGAGUGGAUUCAGAGUCAGGAGACGAUUGCGACGCUGGAGAUGAAGAAGCUCUGGGAGGGACUGUACUACACCAUGUACAUGACGGACAAGCCUGUGGUGCAGGAUGAGGUUGCGGUCUCGAUUGCCAAGCUCAUCAACGACAUGCCGCCGGGGAAGAACCUCCUGUUCACGGCCAUCUUCUUUGAGACCAUGCAGCGCAAGUGGCUCAAGAUCGACCAGCACCGGAUGAACAAGUACCUCAUGCUCAUCCGAGUCAUGCUCCGGCAUGCGUACAAGUUUUGCGCAGCGGCACCGGACGAGGUCUCCAAGCACAAGCGGCUGAUGAACCUUAACCUCAUUCUGACGACGCUGUCCAAGCCGCAGGCAGCGCGCAACUCGCGUCCGGACGUCAAGGUCAAGAUUGCGCGGCCAGAAGCCGGAAGGACAUCAUCAACCUCGCUUCUGGCAUCAUGCUUCAUGUUCUUGACAUCAUGCUCUUUGAGGCGCUGCAGGUCGAGGGCCUGGUGACGGACAUGGCACUGCUGAUGGUGGUGGUCGAGCCUGCGCUCGACGCCAUCAUGUCGUCGCCCAAGGAAUCGCUGGCGCGGACGGCCGACAAGCGGGUGCUGCGGCUGAUGAUUGAUUCGUGGGCGGCCGACUCUGAGCUGGUGGGCGAGGUUCUGGGCGAGGCCAUGGCCAAGAUGGAGACCGGCGAAGACGACAGCGACGACGACGGCGACGUGACGGGCGCCAUUGGCGACGACUACGAGUCUGCGCUCGAGGCGCUCGAGCCGGGUCACGACACACUUGUCCACGUCUUUGACCCGCAGGUCCUGGCCAACGUGGCCUUUGCCGCCGCCGCCGACAAGGCGACAAUCAACAGGAAGCGGCGGAAGAUGCUGUACGACGUGUUUGACCUCAUUGUUUCGUCUGCGUCGAAGCUGGACAUUCCCAUCGAGCGGCCGUCGCUUGUCUCGCUGUCGUCCAACAAGCGCAAGCGUGGGGCAGACGAGGCGGCUGCGGCUUUGGCUGUGGCUGCGGCUGCGGCCGCGACGUCCGACACGGAGUCUGAUUCCGAGUUGGAGGCCGGCUCGUCGUCGUCGUUGAGCGAGGACGAGGACGAGGACGAGGACGAGGACGAGGACGAGGAAGAGGAGGACGAGGCGCCAGCGGCCAAGCGGGCCAAGACGUCGGCGCUGAGCCACUACCGCAAGGCGUUUGGCAAGAGCGCCGGCGGCUCGUCGUCGUCCGACUCGGGAUCGUGCGAUGACGACGACGACGACGACGUCGAGUUUGACGAGGUCGACUCGGACGGGUCGUCGUCGGACGGGCUCGGCGACGAGGUGAGCGCGCUUAAGGACGCGCAGCUGAAGGCACUCGAGUCUGGCAUUGCCAAGUCCAAGUUUGAGUGGGACGACGACGACGCGGCCGAGGGCGGGGCGAAGACGGCCGAGGUGAGCGCACAGGAGGCCGAGGAGUCUGCGGCGCGGCUGCUCAAGGCUAAGAAGGCGGUGAAGGAGGCGAAGCGCAAGGCGGCCAAGAAGGCCAAGCAGGUCAAGGUCGAUCGCAAGAAGCACCCGUUCAUUGACGAUGUGGUCGACUUUACCGUCGACGAUGAGAACGAGGAGAAGCGUGUCCGCCCCAAGAAGCGCAAGGCCAAGCACCAGGGCGUGCCCGACGUUGAACGCAUCAUCAGCAACGCGGUCCUCGCCAAGGGCUCCCCCGGCCAGGUCGCCGCCAUCCAGGCCGAGCGCGAGCAGGCUCGCCUCGAGAAGGAGCGCAAGGGCCGCACCUCGCGCCGUGCCCGCAAGCGCCGCGCCAAGGCGCGCGCUAAGGAGGAGGCCGACGCCAAGCGGCGCGCCAAGGCCGGCCUCCCGCCCAAGAAGCCCAAGACCGAGUCGACCAAGUCUGGCAAGGGCAAGGGCAAGGGCAAGGCCAACGGCAAGAAGCGGGCAUCGAUCAAGUUCUCCCUUGACAAGAACAAGAUCCAUGUCUUUGACAACACCCUUCCGCCGACCCGGCGUCUGUCCUGACUUGCCUGCGCGCGCGGACGACGCGACACGAUGGGUAUGUGAUUGACCAUGUCGAUGGCGAUAGCGAUGGCGAUGGCGAUGGCGAUGCGUGAAUGAAGAGAGUCUAGUACAA